CGAAGUCAAAGACCUUCCUCAGGAGCCGAAGCCGUCUGCAGCGCUCACAAAGAGAAGCUGAAGCUCUUCUGUCUGGAUGAUCAGCAGGCCGUGUGUUUGGUGUGUCGAGACUCCAAACUACACACCGACCACAGCUUCUGUCCCAUAGAUGAAGCCGUGCACAAUAACAAGGAGAAACUCAAAGCUGUACUGGAACACUUACGGGAGAAGAUGGGAAUAUUUGACAAUUUUAAACAGACGUUGGAUCAGACUGCUGACAUUAACAAGAUUCAAACUGAAGAAGCAGAGGAGAAGAUCAAGAAGGAGUUUGAGGAACUUCGUGAGAUUCUACGCAAUGAAGAAGUGGCCAAUAACAGUACUGCAAGAGGAAGAGAAGCAGAAGAGUCAGAUGAUAAAGGAGAAGACCUGGAAGACCAGCAAACAGAUCGUAUCUCUCAAAUGUGCAAUCAGAGACGUCGAGGAGCAGAUGAAAGCUGAAGAUGAUUCAUUCCUGCAGAACUUUAAGGGCACAUUGCAGAGAGCUCAGUGCAGCCUGCCAGAUCCGGGGAAUGUUUCCGAUUUGCUGAUCAAUACCCAAGAAUACCUGAGUGACCUGAGGCUCACUGUGCUACAGAAGAUUGACAGCUCCGGGGAGGACCCCAGUGCAAGAGGGGCCCACAAUAGCAGACGGGGCCACAGUUCCAGAGGGGGGCCCAGUGUCAGGGGGGACCCCACUUCCAGAGGGGGGUUCAAGGGGGACCCCACUUCCAGAGGAGGCCAAAAUUUCAGAGGGGACCCCAGCGUCAGGGGGGGCCACAAUUUUAAGGAGGACCCCAAUAACAGAGGGGACUCCAGUUUCAGGGGGGACGCGAGUUUUAAGGAGGACCCAAAUUCCAGAGGGGGACACAAUUUCAAAAGGGGGCAAAACCCUAGAGGGGACACCAGUUUCAGGGGGGGCCACAAUUUUAAGGAGGACCACAGUAACAGAGGGGACCCCAGUUUCAGGGGGGGCCACAAUUUUAAGGAGGACCACAGUAACAGAGGGGACCCCAGUUUUAGGGGGAGGCAUAAUUUUAAGGAGGAUCACAGUAACAGAGGGGACCCCAGUUUCAGGGGGGGCCACAAUUUUAAGGUGGACCACAGUAACAGAGGGGACCCCAGUUUUAAGGAGGACCCCAGUUUCAGGGGAGGUCACAAUUUUAGGGGAAACUCCAAUUUUCGAGGGGAUCACAGGGGCCACAGUACUGGGGGAGCAAAUAGAUUCAGAGGGGGCCGGAGUUACAGAGGGGACUUUAAUAGCGAGGGGGCCAAAGCUCCAGAGGGUGCGGAGGAGUUCCAGGGGAGCCCCUGAGGGGGACAAGUUAAGCUUAGCCAGCUAUACCCUCCACCAGCAAUAAAACUAUUCAAAUAAGUAAAAAUAUGUUGCAUUCUGAAAAUUGCAAAUGCAAGAAUUUGAAUUUAUUGAAAGUUGCAGAGUAAACUGCACUGAAGAAAACUGCUAGUAAAUUUGACAAAUAAUUACAAAGAAAGGGGAAGUAAGAGUGGAUUGAACAUGACAUUUUGAAGUAGAACGACUGUAGUUUUUUUUUCUUUAACUAAGUACUCUAGUUUAUUUUUAUAGUGGCGCACAGAUAUUAUGCAUAGAGGUUAGACAGUUUAUUAUUUCCUCACGAGUUUAUUGAAUCGGUGAUGGACAGUUUGUUGACAGCAGACAAAGGCUUAAUGGCGGUGAAUGGAAUUACCAUUCACACAGAACACAGAAUAGAAGUAUAGAAAGAUACUUCUAUUAUUAACUUAAUUUGAAUGAAUCUACUUUUUUUUUUUUUUUUUUACUAUAUUAAGAUAUCAUCCGAUUUUCAUCAUUAAUUUUUUUUGCACAGUGAAAGCAGAGACAGAGGCAUCAAGGUUUUUUAAGAGUAUAUACAGCCAUAUAAAUCAGCUUUAUUUUUUUCCAUUUUAAUGGAUUCUGUUUAAUGCUUGAAUUACAUUUUAGCAAUAAAAACAUGUCUAAUUAACUGAAAUAUAAGGAAGGAAAGAAUUGGAAGGUAUUCAUCUUAUUAGAAGCAGUGUACCGUGGAAAUGACUUUGAAACUGAUAUUUUAAGGUAAAAAAAUUACAUUUAGUUACUUUAACAACAGUUUAUUAGAAGUUUAACAAAAAUGAAUUUUUUAAACAUUUUUUUUCUUUACUUAAGUUUACUUAAACUUAAAAAAAGCAUGUCUAAUCAAAUUAGUUUAUAAAACAUUUGUUUUAUAAUUAAGAAUAUAAUGACAUUUUUGCAAUAAUAGAGGCAUAUGAAAUCUUUUAUUUUUUUCAGAAACUAUGUGUUGUCUUUUAAUGUGUCUGAAUUUAUGAUUUAAUACAAAUUUAUUGUCAAAAACAGCAGUAAUCAAAUUAAGGCAUAAAAAAAAUUCCUUUCAAUCUUUUUAAAAUGUCAUCAAAUUAAAAUAAAAAAAUUACUUUUAUUUUUGGCAAUCAAAGUUCUGCACAAAAAAGUUUUACUGUUUAAUCAAAAACAUGGAUGAAAAAUUGUGAUAUUUGUGACCCUGGAGCACAAAAGCAGUCUUAAGUCUCUGGGGUAUAUUUGUAGCAGUAGCCAAAAAUACAUUGUAUAGGUCAAAAUUAUAGAUUUUUCUU
Messenger RNA from Cyprinus carpio (common carp), 2616 nucleotides. RefSeq names its product E3 ubiquitin-protein ligase TRIM35-like. Lineage: Eukaryota; Metazoa; Chordata; Actinopteri; Cypriniformes; Cyprinidae. The record is from RefSeq and is a predicted model, not a curated record.